Messenger RNA from Centrocercus urophasianus (Greater sage-grouse), 2070 nucleotides. RefSeq names its product VPS26 endosomal protein sorting factor C (gene VPS26C). Gene Ontology annotation, cellular component: endosome. The transcript is spliced from 8 exons. The record is from RefSeq and is a predicted model, not a curated record. Lineage: Eukaryota; Metazoa; Chordata; Aves; Galliformes; Phasianidae. Bases 89 to 982 code for a protein of 297 amino acids. Gene Ontology annotation, biological process: intracellular protein transport.
CGCCAGCUGCCUCAAGCGCCGCGGGCGGAAGCCAGUGACGGGAGUGGGUUUCCUCCCGCAGGGGCCGCUCCCGUCCCGUCAGGGCGCGAUGGGCACGGCGCUGGACAUCAAGAUCAAGCGGGCCAACAAGGUGUACCGCUGCGGGGAAAUUCUUUCUGGCGUCGUGGUCAUAACAAGUAAGGACACAAUCCAGCACCAAGGCAUCUCAUUGACAAUGGAAGGAUCUGUAAAUCUGCAGCUUAGUGCCAAAAGUGUGGGUGUGUUUGAAGCUUUCUACAAUUCUGUCAAGCCUAUUCAAAUUAUUAACAGCACUAUUGAAAUGGUAAAACCAGGGAAGCUUCCCAGUGGCAAGACAGAAAUUCCUUUUGAAUUCCCACUGCAUGUGAAGGGCAACAAAGUUCUGUAUGAGACGUAUCAUGGUGUCUUUGUUAAUAUUCAGUAUACCCUGCGGUGUGAUAUGCGACGUUCUCUGCUGGCAAAAGACCUAACCAAGACUUGUGAAUUCAUUGUUCACUCAGUGUCACAGAAAGGGAAACUGACGCCGAGCCCAGUAGACUUCACAAUUACUCCUGAAACUUUGCAGAAUGUUAAAGAGAGAGCAUCACUUCCAAAAUUUCUCAUCAGAGGCCAUCUCAGUUCUACAAACUGUGUCAUUACGCAGCCACUAACAGGGGAGCUGGUAGUGGAGAGUGCAGAAGCUGCAGUCAAAAGUAUUGAGCUGCAGUUAGUGCGUGUGGAAACCUGUGGGUGUGCAGAAGGUUAUGCCAGAGAUGCCACAGAGAUACAGAAUAUUCAGAUUGCUGAUGGGGAUGUCUGCAGAGGCCUACCAGUUCCUAUAUACAUGGUGUUUCCCAGGUUGUUCACUUGCCCUACCUUGGAAACAACAAACUUCAAAGUGGAGUUUGAAGUGAACAUUGUUGUCCUCCUGCAUGACGAUCAUCUCAUCACAGAGAACUUCCCACUGAAGCUCUGCAGGAUGUAAAUAGCCAGAGGAAGAAUCACUUAAGGAGCCACAGGAGAAGGAUGAAAUCAUUCAGAGACAAAAGGAGAUUUUAUCUUAUCUUGUUAUUUGAAGUGAAAACUUAUCACUUCCUUCCUCCUGAUGGUGGUUCUUGGGCUCUCAGUUAUCCCAAAGCCUUUGCCUGUCUUAUGGUAGCCUACGUGGAUUAACUAUCUUGAGAGCUCUGUCAAGUAUCUGAUUUCAGCAGCCAGAUUUUCUGUGUUUUUUUUCUCAAACAAAUUGUGAAUGUUUUUUUGCAUAUUUUCACAAGUUAUAAAAACAUGUGAAGCAAAUUUUUCUGUUUAAUUCAUAAUGUAACACUUGUUCCAAAGUCCUUCAAAGACCUCUUAAAUGAAGUCAGUUCUGUUAAUAUGGUUUACUGUAUAUAUAUUUGAGGAGGGGACAGGACUGAAUAGUGCGUGUGGAAGUAUAAUAAAUGGUGCUACUACAAUGCACAGUGUCAUGAGAUGAAUAGUGCACGAUGACUGAAUUAAGAGAUGUGAAAUGGGUAAUGAGGUGAAAUAACAUCAAAAGUAUUUUGGUCAAAUUAGGAAUGAGUCUGCCUCGAAGGAGUGCUUAAAACUGAAGUUACUGCUUCACAGGUAACUUCUCCUUGGCUAUUCCCUGGAAUGCCCUUGCUUUACCUUUGCUGUUUGUGUAAAAUAGUGCCAAGAAAGGUCAGAAGUUUGAAGCUAAAAUCUGCACUUACUCUGGACACUUUAACAUCUUUCCUCUUUACUAGACUUGUGCAGCUCAGCUCUGAUGUGAAAAAGGAAUGACUGACAUGACAAACAGCAGCACUGCCUUGUUGCAUAGCCCUCUGCUCAGAGUGUAGACGACACCAAGUACUGAAGAAAGUGGCCAAAAAUACUUUUAUGCUGUGACACCUUGUGCCUGUAGGAAACUAUUCAUGAUGUGAGCAACUAUUCCAAGGGAGAUAGGCCAUUUGCUGCUUAAACAGGUGGGUUAAUAUUGCCACUUACUAAUAUGAAAGUACAAAUACAAGCACCUGAAAGGAAAUUUAUAUAAAUACUUUUGUGAAAGUAAAUAUACAAAUUUACACUAAGAAA